Messenger RNA from Centruroides sculpturatus (bark scorpion), 1647 nucleotides. Its product is annotated as netrin receptor DCC-like. Bases 261 to 1421 code for a protein of 386 amino acids. NCBI's taxonomy places the organism in Eukaryota, Metazoa, Arthropoda, Arachnida, Scorpiones, Buthidae. The transcript is spliced from 6 exons. The record is from RefSeq and is a predicted model, not a curated record. Gene Ontology annotation, molecular function: protein binding.
UUGCGUAUCGAAACGUUAAGUAUCGCGCUUCACGUGACCGUGAGAUCGAGAGAAGUCGAGAGUUCUUGUAAUAGUUUAGUGUCUCCACCUGGCCCUACAAACAGGAAACACGUGCUUUUUUCGGAAAGCACGUCACUCCUACGGAAGUUGCCCAAAGUUCCGCUCUCCCAGAGAGUGAAAGAGAGUAAAGAUAAAUGUCGUCGUUUAGUUAAAUAGAAUAUUCUCUCCCGUUUAAUGUUUUGCUUUAUUUUUGUUGUAUAAUGUGUCGCACGUACCACGUGACUAUCUACACCCCCUUCUUGAUUGUGUUGCUCUCUUCGUGCUACCAGGCUGCAAAGUUUACUUUUUACCCAUCUUCAGUUAUUACAAAUGACAGUUCCGUUGAUAACGAAAGUACAGAAACCAGUUUUACAACAGUUUCCACAACGACGGAUUCGGUACUUAUUCCAGAAAAUUUAACAGCUGUUGCUAUAAAUUCGAACUCCAUACGGUUAACAUGGCAAGUUUCGACUGAAGCUCCACUGUUAAGUGAAUUCAUCGUCAUCUGGACAAAACUUUCAAAUGACUCUACUUCUAAAAACACUACCGUCAACGGAAGAAAUGAAAUAGAAAUAGGAAAUUUAGAUGCUUGGACCGAAUAUCGGUUUACAGUAGCAGUUUUGUUGAAGGACCAUGAUGUAGAUUUAAGAUUUAGCGCUAACACAACGGAAAGAACUGAACCAUCAGCUCCAAGUCAACUGGAAAUUCAUAAUAUUACUAGUAAAAAUACUUCAAUUUUUGUGGAGUGGAAGGAACCCAAACAUCCUAAUGGACCAUUAGAUGGAUAUAUAAUUAUAUUAGAAACAGAAAAAAAUGAAAACCUCAAGAAUAAUACUUAUAAUAGAAGUACCACUUUACAUACGUUCGAAAGACUAAAUCCCUGGACUAAUUAUACUGUCAUUUUAAUUGCUUUUAAUGAAUGGAAUGGUAUUAAAUUAAAGACUAAAGUUGACAAAACCGUAGAAACAUUAUAUGGAGUGCCGAGUGUGCCUGAAAACUUUUCAGUAGUUACUAACAUUUCUACCGCGAUACUAACCUGGGAACAUCCAAAAAAUCCAAAUGGGCCAUUGGAUGGUUUUAGAAUAACUUGUCGGAAAAUCAAUGAUAGCGAUUUAGUUAAUGAGACAAACGUCGAUAGAGACGUUAAAUCCUAUUUAAUUGACGGAUUAGCACCAUGGACCAAUUAUAGCUUUACCAUAGUCGCUUACAAUUCGAAUUUAACUAGUAGAGAAGCCACUGCAUUUGAGAAAACCUUGGCUGAUGCUCCGAGUGAACCUCGAGAUUUUGUAGCAACUGUUAACAGCUCUAGAGCAAUAUUAUUGAGUUGGAAUGAUCCAGAAAAUCGAAAUGGACCUUUGGAUGGUUUUAGAAUAAUUUGUUAGAGAAUUUUUGAUACUGUUUUACUUAAUGGCGUAAAAGUCAGUAGAGACGUUAAAUUCUAUUUAAUUGAUGGAUUAACACCAUGGACCAAUUAUGGGUUUACCAUAGUCACUUACAAUUCAAUUUUAAUGAAUAGAGAACUAGUAUUUUUAAUAAAACCUUGCGUGCUAGUAAUUAAGUAUUUUAUGUUUUGCACAUGUAAGAAAUUUGAAUAAUUAAGUACAUUUG